Molecule: messenger RNA, 1278 nt
Organism: Emericellopsis atlantica
Lineage: Eukaryota; Fungi; Ascomycota; Sordariomycetes; Hypocreales; Bionectriaceae
Exons: 2
Coding region: 404-1186 (260 amino acids)
Source: RefSeq, a predicted model, not a curated record
GGCAGACGCCGACAAUUGAUCCAUGGUUUGUUCGAGCAGAAAAUUCAAGGCGACGGGCGGUGCUGAAGCGCAGAGACAGCCAUUUGCACGGUAGGGGCAGGACGUCGUUGUCGUUGUCGUUGUCGUUGUCGUUGCAGUGGCGGUCGUGCGUCGUCAGGUCGGGCUGGAGUGGCGGUAUGGGACGGUGGAAGAAGUUGCGAGGUGGUGGUCGUCCGAGUUCGAUGGAUGGAAGGGUGGAUGGAUGGAUGGACGGAUGGUACAGUAGGAUGGUUGAACGAACAAACGAACGGAUGGAGGGGCAGGGCAGGGGGGUGGGGAUGUCUUAACUGCUUGCGUGCGAUGGAGAUUCCGACAUGGCCACUGGCUGAGACGGGGUCUUGAGGGCUCCAUUGUCGUCGGCAGCAUGGACGGGCGAGCAGAUCCCCAUGAGAUGCGUCGGAACUCCACUGUUAUUGAUGGCUGGCUGCCUGCACAUCAGCAAGGGCGGCAUCGUAACGUAAGUGAGAAGAGGGUGGUGUUACUGGUGUGCUGCCACCACCGUUUUGCAGGACCGUUCCGUGGCCGUCCGUUCCCUCGCGAGGUGGUUGUUUGUUUGUUGGUGGAUGGCACGGGCCGUCGGCGUGACGAUUUGCUGCUCAUUGCUUCUGCUCGGCAACAGCCGUUGGGUUCCUGGGGAGGGACUGUCUGUCUGCUGAUGCAUUUUGAGGACUCCCGUCGUGGAGCAUGUUCGUUCACGACAGUACAGCACCAUGCCUCCAUCUCGACCGACGGUCCAGAGGGCUCCUUAGCUAACGUCAGUCUAGCCUUGUUGCAACUUGUUGCUUGUGAGCAGUUCAAGGCCCAACGGAUCCUGUUGGCGAUCCAGUGUUUUUCACCGCCAGGACUUGUUUCCUCUUUCGACCCGGUAGUCCAAGGGGUGCGUAUAUGUUGGCCUGGGCCAGUUCAGCCCAGCACAGUUCAGUCAAGGUUGGAGAGAUCCCCAACGUCGAUGAAUUGGCAGUCGCAGUCCUUGGACAUGUGUCGUCCUGGGAGCGGAAGAUCAGCGCUGCGCACCGGCAAGCCACAGGCCAAUCACCGUGCUGCCGACUGGAACCGCAAAGAUCAGAGAUCUCCUCCUCGCCCCGACAGUCAUGGCAGUUACAAGUACUCUGUACCCAGGUAUUACUACCUGUUAGUUGCCGGUUGAUGAAUCAACUGCCCGGUGGAAGGCGCUCGGCCUCACGUGUUUCGUGAAGGGACUGGCUCCGGGUAGGCAGGAUGUUCUCUUCAAGUGCACUU